AUGGCCGUAUUUCCAUUGCCCCAGCUUGAAGAUAAUGCUGUAUUAUUACCCAGUUCCCAAACGAACUCAACGCAGCCUCAGCUAUGUGACGUAUGGAGAGAUAUACCAGGUGCCCGUAAUUGGAAUGGUUUGCUUGAUCCCAUGGUUCCCAAUUUAAAAGCUGAAGCUCUCAGAUAUGAGAAUUUGGCACAGCUUUGUUACGACGCAUUUGAUGGCAAAAGCUACUCCAAAAACUACGGCACAUGUUAUCACAGUAAAAGAGAUCUGUUCAAUAAGAUGGGCAUGUCUGAAAGUGGCUACCACGUCACUAAAUAUGUUUACGCCAAUACUAAUCUGUUAAAUCAAGUUUUUGGUGAGAAACCAAAAGACCAAGGUGUUUGGUUGGGUUUUAUUGCAGUUUGCACGGAUCCAAAUGAGAUAAGAAGGCUUGGACGACGAGACAUAAGGACAGGCAAAAACCAAGAGCAUCAUUUCGCGGAUGGAGUACUAAUUGAGACAGGAUUCCUGAGCUGCUAUACUUCAACUAUCCGUCACCGUCAAGGCUUUGCAGGAGCCACCGUGAACAUCAGCACCAGAGAUUUGGUAGUCUCAGAGAUAAACCGAUUGAUUCAAGUUUAUGAAAAAGAGAUGGACAAUUUAAGCAUAACAUUUACCCGACACAGCUUAGGAGCUGCUCUUAAAACCUUGAGCGCUUAUGAUAUCAAACAAAUGCUUUGCACCAAGCAUAAUUUUCAUCAAAUUCCCGUCACCGUCUUCGCUUUUGCCUCUCCCCGGGUGGGAAAUCUUGCGUUUGCUAAACGGGUGGAGGAGAUUCGAGUGAAAGUGCUGAGGUUUGUGAACAAGCGUGACCUGGUUCCCAAAGUGCCCGGAGUUUGUAUGAACGAGAAUGUGCGAUGUCUCAGCAAAUUGCUGCAUUGGCUUCCGUGGACAUACUUUCAUGUUGGCGUCGAGCUUCCUUUACACAACAAUUCUCCAUUCAUUCAGCACACCCAUAAUCUUGCCUACUUUCAUAAUUUAGAGCUUUACUUGCAUUUACUGGACGGGUACGUUGGAAGUAAGCAGCCGUUUUCUUGGAGCGGAAGAGAUCAUGCUCUGGUUAAUAAGAGUUGUGAUCUAUUGCGCGAGAAAUAUGAAAUUCCUCCAAAAUGGUGGCAGGAACAGAACAAGGGCCUCGUUAAAGGUCCAGAUGGCAAAUGGACGCAGCCAUCAGAAGAGAGGAAUAAUUCAUGUCUCACUCAACUCCAGAUGACAUCAACGUCCAACGUUCUGCGCUGCAAUGUCACCACAACUCUUAACCUUAAGCGUGAAAUGAAAUCAACUAUGCAGGAGUUCAUAGCUGUGGAUGAUACAGAUUAG
Messenger RNA from Cryptomeria japonica (Japanese cedar), 1356 nucleotides. Its product is annotated as phospholipase A1-Igamma1, chloroplastic-like. The record is from RefSeq and is a predicted model, not a curated record. Bases 1 to 1356 code for a protein of 451 amino acids. Gene Ontology annotation, biological process: lipid metabolic process. Lineage: Eukaryota; Viridiplantae; Streptophyta; Pinopsida; Cupressales; Cupressaceae. The transcript has 3 exons. Gene Ontology annotation, molecular function: glycerophospholipase activity.